Molecule: messenger RNA, 3711 nt
Organism: Pteropus alecto (black flying fox)
Lineage: Eukaryota; Metazoa; Chordata; Mammalia; Chiroptera; Pteropodidae
Gene: DMTF1
Product: cyclin D binding myb like transcription factor 1
Exons: 18
Coding region: 267-2543 (758 amino acids)
Biological process (GO): regulation of transcription by RNA polymerase II
Cellular component (GO): nucleus
Molecular function (GO): RNA polymerase II cis-regulatory region sequence-specific DNA binding; DNA-binding transcription factor activity, RNA polymerase II-specific
Source: RefSeq, a predicted model, not a curated record
GCUCCGUUUCCGGUGGCUCGUCGCGCUCGCUCACUCCAGCUGCAGCCACUCUUGCCCGUGGCUGCUUCCUCCAUCCUGGUAUUUUUUGGAGCCUCCAUCCUGGUUCUUCCAAAGUGCCCGGACCCAAAACAGGAAAGUGUUGUAACUGCAGGAACAUGGGGAAGAAACAAUCUGGAUAACAUGAAAGUGAUGCUGGUGACUAAGGGAAGGCGACUUGAUUCUAUGGGAAGGGCUAUAGCUGAUGCAUUUGUUUUCCAGAUUUGAGUAUGAGCACAGUUGAAGAGGAUUCUGACACAGUAACAGUAGAAACUGUGAACUCUGUGACUUUGACUCGGGACACAGACGGGAACCUCAUUCUUCAUUGCCCUCAGAAUGAAGCUGAUGAAAUAGACUCAGAAGAUAGUACUGAACCUCCGCAUAAAAGGCUUUGUCUGUCUUCUGAGGAUGAUCAGAGUAUUGAUGAUUCUACUCCUUGCAUAUCAGUUGUUGCACUUCCACUUUCAGAAAAUGAUCAGAGCUUUGAGGUGACCAUGACCGCAACCACAGAGGUGGCAGAUGAUGAGAUUACUGAGGGUACUGUGACACAGAUCCAGAUUCUACAGAAUGAGCAACUAGAUGAAAUAUCUCCUUUGGGUAAUGAGGAAGUUUCAGCAGUUAGCCAAGCAUGGUUUACAACUAAAGAAGAUAAGGAUUCUCUGACUAACAAAGGACACAAAUGGAAGCAGGGGAUGUGGUCCAAGGAAGAAAUUGAUAUUUUGAUGAACAAUAUUGAACGCUAUCUGAAGGCACGCGGAAUAAAAGAUGCUACAGAAAUCAUCUUUGAGAUGUCAAAAGACGAAAGAAAAGAUUUCUACAGGACUAUAGCAUGGGGUCUGAACCGGCCUUUGUUUGCAGUUUAUAGAAGAGUGCUCCGCAUGUAUGAUGACAGAAACCAUGUGGGAAAAUAUACACCUGAAGAAAUUGAAAAGCUCAAGGAGCUCCGGAUAAAGCAUGGCAAUGACUGGGCAACAAUAGGGGCGGCGCUAGGAAGAAGUGCAUCUUCCGUCAAAGAUCGGUGCCGACUGAUGAAGGAUACUUGCAACACAGGGAAGUGGACAGAAGAAGAGGAAAAGAGACUUGCAGAGGUGGUCCAUGAAUUGACAAGCACUGAGCCAGGUGACAUAGUCACACAAGGUGUGUCUUGGGCAGCUGUGGCAGAACGAGUGGGUACCCGCUCAGAAAAGCAGUGUCGUUCUAAAUGGCUGAAUUACCUAAACUGGAAACAGAGUGGAGGUACUGAGUGGACAAAGGAAGAUGAAAUCAAUCUCAUCCUCAGGAUAGCAGAGCUUGAUGUAGCUGAUGAAAAUGACAUAAACUGGGAUCUGUUAGCAGAAGGAUGGAGCAGUGUCCGUUCACCACAAUGGCUACGAAGUAAAUGGUGGACCAUCAAAAGGCAAAUUGCAAACCAUAAGGAUGUUUCAUUCCCUGUCUUAAUAAAAGGUCUUAAACAGUUACAUGAGAAUCAAAAAAACAACCCAACGCUUUUGGAGAAUAAAUCAGGAUCUGGAGUUCCAAACAGUAAUUCCAGUUCCAGUGUACAGCACGUUCAGAUCAGAGUCGCCCGCUUGGAAGACAGUACAGCCAUCUCUCCAAGCCCCGUGACAGCUUUGCAGAUUCCAGUCCAGAUCACCCAUGUCUCUUCGACAGACUCCCCUACUGCUACUGUUGACUCGGAAACAAUAACACUAAACAGUGGAACACUACAAACGUUUGAGAUUCUUCCAUCUUUCCAUUUACAGCCCACUGGCACUCCAGGCACCUACCUACUUCAAACGAGCUCAAGCCAAGGCCUUCCCCUAACUCUGACUGCUAGUCCUACAGUAACCCUGACAGCUGCUGCUCCUGCUUCUCCUGAACAGAUCAUUGUUCAUGCUUUAUCCCCAGAACAUUUGUUGAACACAAGUGACAAUGUUACAGUGCAGUGUCACACACCAAGAGUCAUCAUUCAGACAGUUGCCACAGAGGACAUCACUUCUUCCAUAUCCCAAGCAGAACUGACAGUAGAUAGUGAUAUUCACUCAUCUGAUUUUCCUGAGCCUCCAGAUGCCCUAGAAGCAGAUACUUUCCCAGAUGAAAUUCAUCAACCUAAGGUGACUGUAGAGCCAUCAUUUAAUGAUGCUCAUGUAUCCAAAUUCAGUGACCAAAAUAGCACAGAACUGAUGAAUAGUGUUAUGGUCAGAACAGAAGAAGACCAUAAACAAGAGGAGGAUUCACCCUCUCAUUUAGCCCGUGCUUAUGUUACUGAGGAUUUAGAGUCUCCUACUAUAGAAGAACAAGUUGAUCAAACAACAAUUGAUGAUGAAACGAUACUUAUUGUUCCUUCACCACAUGGCUUUAUCCAGGCAUCUGAUGUUAUAGAUACAGACUCUGUCUUGCCUUUGACAACACUAACAGAUCCCAUACUCCAACAUCAUCGAGAAGAAUCAAAUAUCAUUGGAUCAUCUUUGGGCAGUCCCGUUUCAGAAGACUCAAAGGAUGUUGAGGAUUUGGUAAACUGUCAUUAAGUAAUUCUUAGAAACAGGUAGCUCAGGCAGAGAAGCCACACUGUUAAUUACAACAUCUCCAAAGAAAUAGGAGCAGCUCCCAAGAGGUUUAACUUACCAUUCCUCUGGCUUUUAAAUAGCUACAGUGCUUAAGCCACAUAGAGUGUUGCUGCUAUGACUUUUUACCUCCUUUAAAUAUAUCAUCUGAGUUCUAGUCUUAUGAAAGCGUGUAGAUGAGUGGAGUAUAAGGGGUCUUAACUACAUAGAUAGAUCCCUGUGAUUAGUGCCAUUUGUCAGCAGGGAAUUUCGUUCACUUCACCUACUGAGAAAAGUUUAAAAUCACCAAAGCUUAACUACUCUGUUUUAAAAGCUGUAAUAUUCAUCUCUAAAGAUGAGACAUGAAUCUCUAUCCUGUCUCAGGUAGGCCUAUUUAUAUUUCAGAGAGGUCACAUCAGCGUGAUCUUACCAGUGACCACCUUCAAAAAGAUUAUCAUUAGUUUGAGACUUGACCAGCAUACAAGGACAUAGACCUACGAGGUGACUGUGGUAGUUACCUGUGGUUUACCCAUUGCUGGCGGUGGGAGCUGAUUUAAGCUGGGCAGAAAGGAAAGCAUUAAAAGAGUUAAGAAAAUUCACUACAGCUAAGUAGAGUUUUCCCUCAGAACCAGUUGUCAUCAGUUUACAAAAUUAGCACUUUGAAGUAAAAUUAAAUGGGAGGGAAGUAAAGUUCCCUGUCCUAUACCAUGACCUUUUCUUACAUGUUUUGCUAUAUAAAUUACCCAGAAAAUAUUUAAGGAGGGUAUCAGAGUUUGCCAUUCACUUAGUGCAUUAGCUGGUGAGGGUACAAAGUAACUUCUCCCUCUCAGGCAAUUAAAAAAAAAAAUGCUUCUGUAAUGAAAGGAAACAAAUCAAGAGUCAUUCCUAUAUUAGAGAAGGUUAAACCAAAACUAGCCUCUUAGGGCUUUAAUGCAUAUGACCCCUAUAGAAAAGUCAACAAAAAAAAAAAAAAAUUGUAUAAAUUAUUUUAUUUAUUAUUGUAAUUAGAUCAUCACAAUCAAAGUUGUCUUUUCACUGUCUGUGUUUUGUUAACGUGAACUUAAAUUGUAGUUAUAAGCAAAAGUUGGUUGCCUAGGGAACAAUUGUAUAUUCAGUUUAACAGAAAUAAAAGAAUAUUUGUCUUAAAAUGCAA